Fusarium verticillioides 7600 is the source of this 2563-nucleotide messenger RNA. RefSeq lists its product as hypothetical. Gene Ontology annotation, biological process: intra-Golgi vesicle-mediated transport; endocytosis; endoplasmic reticulum to Golgi vesicle-mediated transport. The transcript is spliced from 4 exons. Gene Ontology annotation, cellular component: Golgi apparatus. Gene Ontology annotation, molecular function: metal ion binding; GTPase activator activity. NCBI's taxonomy places the organism in Eukaryota, Fungi, Ascomycota, Sordariomycetes, Hypocreales, Nectriaceae. The record is from RefSeq and is a predicted model, not a curated record. The coding region runs from base 585 to 2261 and encodes 558 amino acids.
CUUGAUUAUUCCGCUGUACGCUCUUUUGUGGCCCAACGGCUCGAGUAUUCCGCCUGAAUACUUUAAAAAAGUCUUAUUUUCUUCGAGUACGAUAAGACUUCGGUUUCAGCCCCCAUGUUUCGCAUCUUACCAAAACGAUCGAGGUCCUAAAGAUAACUUCAUUUCACGAGACAAUUGCAGGCCAAGAUAAUCAAUCAAAAAGCAAAUUUGUUCGACCCGACUCUAUUCAAAAAUGAAAUAAUUAUUGAUACAAGGUGAGAGGAAACGGGCUACUACCUCAAGCUUCGAUCAUACAGUGACUGGUGUAAUCUUGUCACCCCCCGCCAAUUCCAGGGGUCAACCACGCAGUGUCCAGACCCGCCCCGCCCAUGGAUGCAUUAAUUCCGCUGGGCAGCUAAAGGGAACAUCACCGACCACCUUGGCGCCUCCCUAUCAACAUUCAUCCAAUUCUAGGCACACCCUUUUCGAACAGGUUGCCACUUUGCAACAACAGUCGUCCAGAGCGACGCUUCGAAUCCCUUUACCUCGACUUCUACCACAACUGAUAACGAACUUCCUCUGUAUUUUCAUCAAUCAGCAUCACCAUGUCCAGGAGAGCCCCGAACCCCGCUGCUGAGCGGGCGGCGCAAAACCAAGCUACCAUCAAGAGCCUGCUCAAGUUGGAGGCCAAUAAGGUCUGCUCUGAUUGUAAACGAAACAAGCAUCCUCGAUGGGCGAGCUGGAACCUAGGUGUCUUCAUCUGUAUCCGAUGUUCGGGCAUCCAUCGUGGCAUGGGCACUCACAUCAGCCGAGUCAAGUCCGUUGACCUCGAUUCUUGGACCGAUGAGCAACUCCAAAGUGUUCUGAGCUGGGGAAACGCUCGCGCCAAUAAAUACUGGGAGGCCAAGCUUGCGCCAGGUCACGCCCCAUCUGAAGCCAAGAUCGAGAACUUUAUCCGAACGAAGUACGAACUCAAGCGAUGGGUUAUGGACGGCCCCAUGCCCGAUCCUGCUACUCUAGAUGCUGAUGGCGAUGACGACGUACCCCUUAGCAUUGUAAAGGAGAAGCAAGUUAUAGAGCGCAAGGAGUCCAUCAGAAAGGCAUCCCUGGGCAACUCACAAGCACCGAAAUCUAUUCCUGCACCUCAGGGAGAUCUUAUCGGCGGAGACCCUGUCCCUGUGCGAUCAAGCAGUGCUGCUCCUCACUCGGCGAAGGUUGCUCCUAAGGCUGAGCCUGCUCCACCGAGAGCAACAAGUACAAAGGACUCGCUACUCGGACUCGACUUCUUUGGCGAGCCUGCGGCUCCUCCUCGACCGGCCAGCACAACUGGUACCGCUCCGAGCGGUCAGUCUCGUCCCGAUUUGAAGCAAUCUAUCCUAUCUCUAUAUGCUACUGUGCCUAAACCCCAACCUCCUGCUCAACCUCAGCAACAGUCAUCUGCGGGAGGCUUUGGUGGCCUUGCAUCUCCCACCUUCAGCCACCAGUCUCAAGGCUCUGUUGGUGGCUUCAACGAUGCUUUUGGUGGUCUCAGCAUCUCGAACCCCCCUAAGCCCGCCGCUCCCGACCCUUUUGCAAGCCUCAGCUCUGCAAGUCGUACAACAUCAAGCAGCAAUGCCUUUGGUGGCCUAGGAGGAGGUAGUUUCUUCAACAGCAAACCCUCCCAACCCACAGCCCCUACCCACCAGCAGCAAUCUUCCAACUUCUCGAACUUCGGUGGCUUUUCCUCCCCACAGCCGGCUGCUUCUGCUGCUCCUGCCGCGCCCAAGCCCGCUCAAUCCUCCGCCAUGGGUGACCUUUUCGAUCUUUCUGCACCUGUGACCACAUCGCCUCCUCCACCACAAACCGCAGCAGCUUCUACCAACUCCGUCUUCAACCUCUCUUCUCCUCAAAGCCCUCCUGCUGCCGCGCCAACCAGUACGACGACAACAGCUAACGCGGCCAGUUCUAUGGGAGGUUUCUCUGGUGCUGAUGUUUGGGGUGGAAGUGAUUGGGGAGCCCCUGCAGCUCCUGCACCAGCCCCAGUUCAGAAAGCACCAGAACCGCCAAAGCCCGCGGCGAGCGAUUUUGGUUGGGGUAACACGGGAGGAGCAUUUGCCAACACACCCAUCGUCCCUGGGGCGUCAGGGGGCUUCAAUCCUAUCACAUCGCCCAAAGUAUCAGCCGAUGAGGAGUUCGGAGGAUGGACAAGCAGUGGACCUGCUGCUGGUGGCAGUGGUGGUCAAACCAAGCCUAGCGGUGGCUUUGGCGGAGAUGAAGACUUGUUCUCCAACGUGUGGCAGUAGGUAGUGGGUUUUGGAAACAUCUAGAUGGCUUUUGAGGCGGAGGUUUCUAUAAAACAAUUGCAGGCAUGAUUGGCGUUUGCAUGUUAGGAGUCAAGUAGAUGCGAAACAGGAUGGCUAGUAAAUUGUACGACCAUUAUGACAUUGGUUCCGGUGAGAAGCAAUGUGAGUGUAUUCAAAUAACGCCGGGCCCAACGCUGCGAAAACAGUAAAAAUCCUGAGAUACAACUCCUUAGCCUUUUAGCUGUGGACACUUGGAUGUCCUUGACCAUCUGUGUAUACCACCUGAUAAAUAUCCGUCUCCC